Prorocentrum cordatum is the source of this 492-nucleotide messenger RNA. The record is from the annotation of a GenBank genome assembly. NCBI's taxonomy places the organism in Eukaryota, Dinophyceae, Prorocentrales, Prorocentraceae.
AUGCGAGAGGUGGCGGGCGGCAGGCACACGGGCAAGUGGCGCGGCAAGAAGUACAUGCCGAUCGAGAGGUACCGGGAGCUGAGGAAGAAGAGCGGCCGCCUGCGCUACCUCAGCAGGUGGACGGACCCGUCGCCGCCUCGCGGGGAGUCUGGCCGCGGCAAGCAGAACCACUUCCAUCUGCUGGACCGCUACAUCCGGAGAAUCGACUCCGUGGUGCCAGAGGACAUGGAGGGCUUGGUCAAGCCGAUUGGAUGGGAAGCCAACAUGGAGAACACGACCAAGACCAUCAAGUUCCUCCUCGGUGCGGGCGCCAAACUCGUGAACGAUAGCGUCAUUGAGCAGGACAUCCGCGACGCCGUCGCCCCCUACGUGCCCCUGCAGGUCGUCACCUGGACAGGGUGGCGCGACCGGCCCGAGCACUCUCCGCGGGCGCUGCCGCCGCGCGCCCCCGUCCCCGGGGGGCGCAUGGAGGACAACGGCGAAGUCCAUGAG